Tarenaya hassleriana is the source of this 732-nucleotide messenger RNA. Its product is annotated as pectinesterase 3. Gene Ontology annotation, molecular function: enzyme inhibitor activity. The transcript has a single exon. Lineage: Eukaryota; Viridiplantae; Streptophyta; Magnoliopsida; Brassicales; Cleomaceae. The record is from RefSeq and is a predicted model, not a curated record. Bases 18 to 566 code for a protein of 182 amino acids.
CCCCCCAAAAAAAAAAUAUGAAACCGGCCGUAGGGAUCCUAUUCUCGUCCGUCCUCCUCUUCGCGGCAGCGACGGCCAAGUCUCCGCCGCCGAAGUUCGCGGAGAAAGGCGAAGCACUGGUCACGAAGCUAUGCGAGACCUCAGAGGACAAAGGGUUCUGCUUCACGACCCUGGGAUCGCGGCCGGACGCGGACACGGCCACGGCGCCGGAGCUCGGAGUGAUCGCGCUGAGCAUAGCGUCGGCGAACGCGUCGGACACGUCGGCGUACAUAAAGGCGAAGCUGAAGACGAAGAACCUGGAGCCGGCGCUGGAGGACACGCUCGACGACUGCUCGAAGAAUUACUUGGACGCGGUGGCUCAGCUCGACGACUCGCUCGCGGCUCUGCUGGCUAACCAGUACACCGACGUGGACAUAUGGCUCAACACCGCCAUUAGCGACGGCGAGUCGUGCGAAAGCGCCUUGGCCGAACGCGACGGCAGCGAUGGCGAGCUCGAGCUUCGCAACACCAAUUUCUUGAAGCUAUGCAGAAACGCUCUCCUCAUCAAUAACAUUUUGACUCCAUGAUCUGUAUUUUUUUAAUUUAUUUAUAUAUAUAUAUUUAUAUAUGUAAUCUCUAUAUCUCUCUCUCUCAUUGUUAAUCUUCUAUUUAUAUAGUAUACGAGUACAUGAAAUGUAAUGUAAUGUAAUUGACUUUCCAAAAAAAUCGUCGAAUAUGAAAUUUUGACCGACA